Molecule: messenger RNA, 876 nt
Organism: Rodentolepis nana
Lineage: Eukaryota; Metazoa; Platyhelminthes; Cestoda; Cyclophyllidea; Hymenolepididae
Source: the annotation of a GenBank genome assembly
AUGCCAUCCCUAGAUCCCGCGCUAUUUAAUCAGAAUCCUCGUUCAUUUAACAAUGGCAAUCAGGGUCGUGGUGGUGGCAGCGGUGCACGUGGGAAUUUACGAUCACAAAAUCUACCACCUCGAUUCCGUCACAACUCCUACAAGGGUGGUCCACCAGGGGGUCUAAAUGGAGGACCGUCGAAAAUGUGUCCCCCACCACCACCUCCCUUUCCUCCACCGUCACCUUCGCAACCGACAGCCUUCUCCACACAAAAGUGGCCCUCAAAUAGGGACAGGAGUGCUCCCUGGGUUAGGGGAAACAUCAUCAGUAGUCGAAGUCCCGGGGAGACAUUCUCGGCUAAAGGUGGGGAGGUGCCAAAGUCUACUCCAGACGCCGAUUGUCCCUUCAUUAACGCCGAUGAAGAUGACGAUGAUGGUUAUAUUGAUGACAAUCCUCUGGACGAUAUUGAUCAAUUCACCCUCAAAAUCGAUAUGGAUGGUGGAUUCAUUGUUCACGAUGCAACUAUCUGUGAUCCCAUCUUAUCAAAACCGAUUAGCUCUUGGAUCGAUGAAGUGGCAAACGAACUCAGUGGCGGUGAUGUAGAAACAAAGGGCCCUGCAUCCAAACUGAAUGCCUCCCGUAAUCAUCAGGAGAAUUUCAAGUCUGGAAAGGAUGGAUUUGAUUUGGAUGGAUACAUUUUCUCAAACUCAUCUCUUACAACCUCAGCUGUUUCAACAUUGUCCAGUCUAGAUUGUCGAUCAUUUAAUAAUGAUAUCUAUACUCGCCCUAUCCCACGAUCCUAUAGUGCUGACCAGCUCGAUAAGUUCUCCAAGCCGCGACGCACAGGGUACUUCAAGAAGGAGUCCGAUUACUUCCAAGUUGCCUGGGAAACAUAG